AUGGACACGAGUGGUAUGCAACCUACCAAGCUAGCCAGGGUCCCCAAGGUACUGGGCAGGACUGGCUUUCAGGGACAGUGCAUGAAGGUACACAUGGAAUUCAUGGACAACACGAGCCAUUCCAUCAUCCACAACAUGAAAGGCCCUGCACAUGAGGGCGACAUGCUCACCCUACUGGAGUCAGAGUGA
Molecule: messenger RNA, 189 nt
Organism: Artibeus jamaicensis (Jamaican fruit-eating bat)
Lineage: Eukaryota; Metazoa; Chordata; Mammalia; Chiroptera; Phyllostomidae
Product: 40S ribosomal protein S28-like
Exons: 1
Coding region: 1-189 (62 amino acids)
Biological process (GO): maturation of SSU-rRNA; translation; ribosomal small subunit assembly
Cellular component (GO): cytosolic small ribosomal subunit; ribosome
Molecular function (GO): structural constituent of ribosome
Source: RefSeq, a predicted model, not a curated record